CGGGGGACCGACGGCCGCUCAGCUCCGGCCGCCGCGCGCAGACACCGGGCCCGGCUCCCGAGGGCGCCGGCGCGGCCCCGGGGAGCGCGAGGAGCCGGCGAACGCGUGGCCUGCCGUUGGCGGCCUGGUCCGCCACGCUCGGCGCCCGCCCACCCCCGCGGUGGGACCCGAGCCCCCCGGAAAGAUGGUGUCCUGGAUCAUCUCCAGAGCCGUGGUGUUGGUGUUUGGAAUGCUUUAUCCUGCAUAUUAUUCAUACAAAGCUGUGAAAACAAAAAACGUGAAGGAAUAUGUUCGAUGGAUGAUGUACUGGAUCGUCUUUGCUCUCUAUACUGUGAUUGAAACAGUAGCAGAUCAGACAGUUGCUUGGUUCCCCCUGUACUAUGAGCUUAAGAUUGCCUUUGUCAUAUGGCUGCUGUCUCCCUAUACCAAAGGAGCAAGUUUAAUAUAUAGAAAGUUCCUUCAUCCACUACUUUCUUCAAAGGAAAGGGAGAUUGAUGAUUAUAUUGUACAAGCAAAGGAACGAGGCUAUGAAACUAUGGUAAACUUUGGGCGGCAAGGUUUAAAUUUAGCGGCUACUGCUGCUGUCACUGCAGCAGUGAAGAGCCAAGGAGCAAUAACUGAACGUUUGCGAAGUUUCAGUAUGCAUGAUCUAACAGCUAUCCAAGGUGAUGAGCCUGUGGGACAAAGACCAUACCAACCUCUCCCAGAAACAAAAAAGAAAAGUAAACCAGCCUCCAGUGAAUCAGCAGAUUAUGGAAUUCCACUGAGAGACGGGGAUGAGAAAACAGAUGAAGAAGCGGAUGGGCCAUAUUCAGAUGAUGAGAUGCUAACACACAAGGGGCUACGAAGAUCACAGAGCAUGAAAUCUGUGAAAACCGUGAAAGGCCGAAAAGAGGUGCGGUAUGGGUCACUGAAAUACAAAGUGAAGAAGAGACCACAAGUGUAUUUUUAGUCCUGUACACGUCAAGUAUCCCAAGACAAAUUAUGCUAAUACAUCAGCUUUUUUUCCCUAACAUCUUAUAUUCAGGAUUUAUACAUUAAAAUAGUUCUUUAAAUUGUGGUGGUGAUAGGGUUUACUUUCAUCAAUUUAAAUAGUUUUUAUUUGUUUAACAAUUCCUUCCAAAUCUUAACUACUAAAGGUAGUUCUGCAAAAACAGAUAGAUAUGUCAGAAAUAAUAGAAAAUUGUGUUAUCUAUUGUCAAAUUCUUCAGACCAUUGAGUGCCUGGGAUAUAAGGUGAAACACAAACCCACAGUAUACUUGAAAAGAGUCUUUUUAUGGUUCAAGAUACACCAGACUUUGUGAUAUUGUAUUGUGUUUACCUCCAUUUCUGUAAUAUCUAUCACAUGAGGAGAGUAAUAGGCCUCUGAUCCAGCAGUGAUAGAACAAGGAUAUAAUAUAGGAUAAAAUAUGUUUUAUAUAUUCUUCAAAUUUUUACUUUGUUAAUACUUCCUAGUUUUUCCACCAUCAACUGAAAGUUUUCAAGACAAAUGUUUGAAAACCAGGUAUCUACAUAGCACUUUCAUUCCUGACUAGUUUUGCACACUUGAAAAUUGUUUACUUAUUUUACAACUGUACAUUUAUUUUGUUUAUUAACACUAUGUUUGUUGUUAUUUGUCAUAUUCCAACCUGUCAAAUUUAUGCCUUGAAUUACAUCAUCUCUUUUCCUGUGGGUUUCAUUAGUUAUAUUCAUUUAAUUUUAAUAAAAAACAGAGGUUAUUGUUCAA
Molecule: messenger RNA, 1726 nt
Organism: Hippopotamus amphibius kiboko
Lineage: Eukaryota; Metazoa; Chordata; Mammalia; Artiodactyla; Hippopotamidae
Gene: REEP3
Product: receptor accessory protein 3
Exons: 8
Coding region: 185-952 (255 amino acids)
Biological process (GO): endoplasmic reticulum tubular network organization
Cellular component (GO): endoplasmic reticulum tubular network; cytoplasmic microtubule; endoplasmic reticulum membrane
Molecular function (GO): microtubule binding
Source: RefSeq, a predicted model, not a curated record